AUGGUGACAACGUUCUUUCAAACUGAAUGGAAGCUGCAUGGACAAGAAGCAUCAGCUUAUUCACAAUGUGCUUGGGAAGAGGUUGAACCUGGUCAUUAUGAAUAUCCAUUUGCAUUGAAGUUUCCAAAUGUCAAUUAUCCUCCUUCCAUGGAAGAGCCCGCUGGUUUCGGAGUUCGCUAUAUAUGGACAGCAAUAGCAGAUGGACCGGCUUUACAAUCAGGUAUAAAGAGUAGAGAGUAUAUCACUCCUUACAGGCCUAUCAUCGUAUCAUCACCAGACAAGGAGUGGGUAUACAAAACAACUUUAAUAAAAGAUAAGAAACAGCCAUUAGCAGAGGUACAAGCGAAAUUGGAUAAGCAGACGUAUUGUCCAGAUGAGCUUUUUAGAAUGCAGUUGAAUAUGACAGUACUUCAUUCUGAUGCAAAAAUCACUAGUGUGGCAUAUAAAUUCCGUAAACACCAUGAGGGUAAAAUGCUGGUUCAACAAGGUACGGCAUUCAAAGAAAGCAUUCGCACCAUCCAUCAAGAAUCUGUCAAUCUACCUACCGGCCCUAGUUCAAAUGCUGGCAACGGUACACAAUUAUCUCAAAAUAUUCAAUUCGAUGUGCCCACUCGCCUUGUGUCACCUUCAUUCAUUUCACGCCACACUCGCGUUUACUACGACCUUUACUUUCAGGUGACCGUUGAGCAAGGACAUAUUUUCAAAUCAGCACAUGUCAGUGAAUUUUCUAUCCCUCUCAGUAUUGCUAAUCUUCCUAACGACCAGUUACUUCGAAUUCGCGAUAUAACCUCCAUUCAACACUACCGUGAAUCCUUGGAAUGUCCGCUCUUCUUUGAUGCUGAUUUGGACGAGCCACCUGCACCGCAAGGAUUGCCCAGUGAAUUGAUCGGUCCUUUAACAGCUGCCUUAAUGCAGACGCCCAAUAAUGGCAAUGGUAACAGUGAAGAACAACCGCCUAGUUAUUUCAGCUUACCUGAAUUACCACCGCAAUUCGAGGUUAGAAAGGAACGAAAAGAGAAAACAGUGUUUAUGUCAAGACAAGCGCGCGGCGCUCAUGGAGCAGAAUUAGGGGAGGCUACCAUUAUUCCUGGUUUAUUUGAUGAAGAAUGGUAG
Mycotypha africana is the source of this 1113-nucleotide messenger RNA. RefSeq lists its product as uncharacterized. The transcript has 5 exons. Gene Ontology annotation, cellular component: cytoplasm. Gene Ontology annotation, biological process: protein transport. Lineage: Eukaryota; Fungi; Mucoromycota; Mucoromycetes; Mucorales; Mycotyphaceae. Bases 1 to 1113 code for a protein of 370 amino acids. The record is from RefSeq and is a predicted model, not a curated record.